Messenger RNA from Oryctolagus cuniculus (rabbit), 1787 nucleotides. It is a transcript of the gene UBA5, whose product is annotated as ubiquitin like modifier activating enzyme 5. Gene Ontology annotation, biological process: protein ufmylation. The record is from RefSeq and is a predicted model, not a curated record. Gene Ontology annotation, cellular component: cytosol; cytoplasm. NCBI's taxonomy places the organism in Eukaryota, Metazoa, Chordata, Mammalia, Lagomorpha, Leporidae. Gene Ontology annotation, molecular function: UFM1 activating enzyme activity.
GUUAGCGAUCUCUGUUUUAAAGAAACCAGAGCUCCUGUAGUCGCUACGGGCAACACUGCAGAGGUGUCUCCCACUCGCACCGGCAGGCGGAAGACCCACGGGGUCCGUCUCAGAAAAGGGCCCGGCAGGGCCUCGAGCCCAGGAAUAACAGAUCCUGGCGUUUUCGCGGCCUCCAGCUCAGCGCCCAGUCGCAGGCUGCUGGCCCAGGGCACGGAUAACAGGGGCCUGCUGCGGCCUGGCUGGGCAGAGCCAGCGACGACGGAGGCCGGCUCCCGCCGCGGCGAGUGAGGGCCGCGACGCCCCGGAAGCGUGCGGUGGCGGCUGGACGACGUGGCGGGCCGUGAGGCGCCGGGCGCUUCCGCGGGCCUGCGCGAGCUGGGCGGCGGCCGGCUGCGUGGUCGCGUGCGGCUCCAGCCAUGGCCGAGUCUGUGGAGCGGCUGCAGCAGCGGGUGCAGGAGCUGGAGCGCGAACUGGCCCAGGAGAGAAGCCGGCGCGUCCUUGGGGGCGGCGACGGGGCGGGCGGUCGGGCCCGGAUCGAGAAGAUGAGUCCCGAAGUGGUAGAUUCCAAUCCCUACAGCCGCCUGAUGGCAUUGAAACGAAUGGGAAUUGUGAGUGACUAUGAGAAAAUCCGGACCUUUGCUGUAGCAAUAGUAGGUGUUGGUGGAGUCGGGAGUGUGACUGCAGAGAUGCUGACAAGAUGUGGCAUUGGUAAGGUAAAACAUUUCUCUUUGCCUAUCACAAAAGGAACAAGUCACCCUGGAGUAAAUCAGUUGCUACUCUUUGACUAUGACAAGGUGGAACUGGCCAAUAUGAAUAGACUUUUCUUCCAGCCUCAUCAAGCAGGAUUAAGUAAAGUUCAAGCAGCAGAACAUACUUUGAGGAACAUUAAUCCUGAUGUUCUUUUUGAAGUACACAACUACAAUAUAACCACAGUGGAAAACUUUCAACAUUUCAUGGAUAGAAUAAGUAAUGGCGGAUUAGAAGAAGGAAAACCUGUUGAUCUAGUUCUUAGCUGUGUGGACAAUUUUGAAGCUCGAAUGACAAUAAAUACAGCUUGUAAUGAACUUGGACAAACAUGGAUGGAAUCUGGGGUCAGUGAAAAUGCAGUUUCCGGGCACAUACAGCUCAUCAUUCCUGGAGAAUCAGCUUGCUUUGCGUGUGCACCACCUCUUGUAGUUGCUGCAAAUAUCGAUGAAAAAACUCUGAAACGAGAAGGUGUCUGUGCAGCUAGUCUUCCUACCACUAUGGGAGUAGUGGCUGGGAUCCUGGUACAAAAUGUGUUAAAGUUUCUGUUAAAGUUUGGUACAGUUAGUUUUUACCUUGGAUACAAUGCAAUGCAGGACUUUUUCCCUACAAUGUCCAUGAAGCCAAAUCCACAGUGUGAUGACAGAAAUUGCAGGAAGCAGCAGGAAGAAUAUAAGAGAAAGGAAGCAGCACUGCCCAAGCAGGAUGUCAUUCAAGAAGAGGAGGAAAUAAUACAUGAGGAUAAUGAAUGGGGUAUUGAGCUGGUAUCGGAGGUUUCAGAAGAGGAACUGAAAAAUUCUUCAGGUCCAGUUCCUGACCUACCUGAAGGAAUUACAGUGGCAUAUACAGUUCCAAAACAGCAAGAAGAUGCUGUACCUGCAGUAACAGUGGAAGAUUCUGGUGAAAGCUUGGAGGAACUCAUGGCCAAAAUGAAGAAUAUGUAAAUAAUGGACUGGCUUGUAUUCUGUUUCUGGUAUUUAAGCCUAUUCCCUUGAAAUUAAAAAUAUUUUCCCUUAAACUAAUAAAAAUUAGGGCAACAUUAA